This is a messenger RNA of Ceraceosorus guamensis, 3903 nucleotides long. RefSeq lists its product as hypothetical. The transcript has 3 exons. Lineage: Eukaryota; Fungi; Basidiomycota; Exobasidiomycetes; Ceraceosorales; Ceraceosoraceae. Bases 1 to 3903 code for a protein of 1300 amino acids. The record is from RefSeq and is a predicted model, not a curated record.
AUGGCAGUCGCUUCGUCGCAGGCUGCCAACGCUGGUCCCCCUGGUGGUGUUGGCAGCGGGCAUACGAUGUCUGCAGCUGAGGAAGGCCCAACGGAAAUGACGCUCAUCUUCUACUCGGUCUUCAUGGCUGCCACCUCCCUCUUCUUUGGUGGUCUGAGCUUGAUGCACGCUCAUCAGGGUGCGACAGCGCAGGGCACCCUCGCUUCCACCUCACUCUUCAGCAUCCCUACAGCUAGCGAGCUCAUGCGUCGGAUAGCACUUGCUUUGGACUCACUUUUGCACGCUCUCUCCACCGCAUCGGAUCUGCUGUUGGCUGUAGACAUUCGCACGCUAUUGUGGACUGCUGCUGGACUGCUUUCGAUCUUGACAAUUGCGUACUGGACAAAUCCUAGCGAUGCCUCAUUUCGCACUUUCCUGGCAGACCUCUCGCUGCAUCAGCACCUUCGUCAGCUUCACGAGGAUGCUCCGCCUGUUGCACCAGUGCUCGCACUCUCGUCAGAGAAGCAGGAUGAUAUAGAGUCAGACUCUGUGAACGAGCUGAGCAUUCGAGCAGCGGAGCAACAGACCUCGCCUCACGUCAUCACCUUUGCCAACCGAAUCUCCAUCUCACUUCGCACGCCGCCCUAUAGGAGGAGGGACCUAGGUCUCUUCGCUGUUGUCUCCGUCACUCACGUUCCGACAGAUGGUCACCGAGGCAGCAGCAAUUUCUCUGCGCGUAGACCAGGCGCGGAUGGCAAGGUGGAUUGCGCGCACUGCGGAACGCGUCAUGUAGCUGGACCCUUGCAGCAAAAGUCAUGGUUCGUUGGCGCAUUUGGUCGAUGGUUCGGUGGCACGUUGAGCUGCGCUCUGGAGUCUCGAUUGGACCAGGCCGACCGGGCCGAAAGGGCAGAUGGCGGUAGUGCAUCAACAGCCUCCAGCGGGCACGCCGGUGACGACUACGGGGUCCUAGGAAUGCUCGCUCGGGACGAGGCCAGAGCGACGCCUGACGAUUCGCCAAUGCGAGACGAGUAUGAGGUUGGCGAGUCCACCUCGCCGUUGAUCGAAAGCGCAGCAGAGAAGCAGACAACCACGCUGGAGGAUGAGCAUUCUGAGAAGCCUGGAGUAUCGACGCGUCCAUCCAAGUCUCGGCGAAAGAAGCACCUUCAGCGACCCCGGCCAAGUCAGCCGCUGCCCACUAAAGAGGCGGUGGUCAGUGAUCUGAAAGCAUCAGUGGAGCCGGACAAACGAUCAGAUCAUGACACAAGAGCCUCUCGAGUAACGCCGACUGCCAACACACCUACAGAUGCGCAGGCUAGCAGCCCCGCGAUCAAAUGCUCCGAGACCUCUGCAAUCAUGAACAAGGUGGGCGCAACUUCACCCGCUUUGCUUGCUCUGGCUCAACAGCUGGCAACCUCGAAUAGUGCAGCGGCAGAGCUUCAGGCAGCCCUUGACCAGAUACACGCCAACUCUGGAACUACUAGAGAGCAGCUGCAAGCACAAUUAGACGAGUUGAGAGAGCGGAAGCGUGAAGAGGAUGGCACGAGAUUGGACCUGAGAGGGAGGAUGCGGGGCCUGGACGACAGUAGGAGACAAGCUGACAACAGCAAGAGAGAUGCAGAGAGGCGGCUCAAAGCAGCUGUAGGACUGCGCGAAGCCAUUGAAAGUCGAAUAGAAGCAAGGCGGAAGGAUGUAGCCGCUUUACACAAGCGAGAGACUGCAAGUGCAAGGCGAGUCUCUGAAAAUCAAAGGCAUCUAGCGGAGAAGGCACUCGAGGUGGAGCAAGAAUCUAGCGAAAAAGCCAAAGCAGAGGAAGAGGCAGUGAGAGACAUCGAGGAGCUUCGUGAGAGACUGUGCCACCUCGAGAAGCGGCUUUCGGAGGAAGAAGCAAAUCUCCAGGCGUGCAAGGAGCAGGCAAUUGCGCAACAUAGAGCCCAUCAGCUGGCUCAUGAGACUCAAUCUGCCUCCAAUGCUACUGCUGCGCAUCAUCCUCCUGUGCCACCGCAUUUGCAACAUCAUCCUCACCACCCUCCGCAGCACGUCGUCCCUCACCACUAUGCUUAUCCCUUUUACGAUCCGUCUAUUCACGGCCCUCUCCCACCUCAAGACGCCCAGUCCAAUAUCUAUCCGCUACUAUCUGCCCCUAGCGACAAUGCGGCCACUGAUCGCCGAGACUCGGAGGACGAGUUUGGCCCUGCGCCUUUUGACUUCGGUUGGAGCAGUGGAAGGACAGAACGAGCGCGAGCAGAGGCAGCAGCAGCAGCAAGCACCUUCUCGCCGCAAUUGAUCGUCCCGGUCGAUCAAGAACACCACCGGGAUGCCGAUGUGUCACAUCGUGGUUCAAGACGCACGAGCGACUUCAUAUCUGGCUUUGAAAAUGCGCACACUGGCCAUCGGUCCGACCUCACGCCCGGUGUUGUGGACUCGAACCUGCUUCACGCGCGAAGAGGCGCCGAAGGCUACAUGUCGCUUUCGGGAGCGAUGAAUGGCAACCCGAUCACGCCGCCUCGCCAAUAUGUCGGAGUGGAUGCGGCAGUGCCAGCAACCCCUUUCACACCAUUGUCCCCUUUCUCGACGGAUCUGCUUCCGCGAAAUCUCUUCCUCAAUGCAGACGACGAUGAGACGCAUGCCGGCAUUCUGCCCGGCUCGCGCUCAGAGCAGGUCGAAGCAGCUUUGGGGCGGUUGGGUCUCGAGUCAGACACAUCUGACGUGGAGGGCAGUCUGGCAUCAGACAAGGACGCUAAGGAGGAGGCCUUGGAGCAUUCGGUGGUCACUGGUCCCGCUGACUUGGCUGAGACAGUCGAGCCUACGCAGACGGAGAGUACAGGCGCUGGGGACACUGCGACUAAAGUGUCCAGGCGCUCGUGGUGGGGCGGCAAGGGCCGGCCAUCGAGUAAGGGUGAGCCUCAAGCAGAAAAGCCGGAACUAGAGGGGUCGGUAUCGCCUCCAACCCCCAUGGUGGAAGUGCCACCGGGCACAAGUGGAGAGAACGUGAAGCGGCGUUCUAGCUCAAUCUUCCCGAGAUUGUCGCUCAAUCCCGGCGCUAAAGCGUUUCGAAGCGGCUCUCGCAACAAGCAUUCGAGUGAUGGGCCUGACAGUGCAUUGAGCAUCAAUAGGCCUGUCAUACGAGGCCCGCUUGAUGCCUGGCCAAUUGCCAAUCAACCGGUCAUUCCUUCAGACUACGACGCUGUUCGACGUGCCUUCGAUACGAGCGCUGCGGCCGACGAGGAACAGGGCCGACGGUCGUGGAGCGCUUUCGACACUUGGGUACAUGCAGCGCACUCGCCAACGCAAGGGCCAUCUCAGGAGUCCGAUCCGCGCAUUGCUGCUCUGCUGAACUCCAGACGUGAUGGCGCUGCGACAGAUAAGCACGAUCAUGGUCUUGGUGGUCGCCACCCCUACUUGCACUCGUCGGGCGCGCUCUCAGGGUUUCGUUCCAGCUCAGACUCCUUGCCGCGAGGAGGUACGCCGGUACGCCCAAGCGGUGACUGGGCCAACCGAAGCACAGAUGACGUGUUCAGCCCCUUGUCACGCACCAUUUCGCACCCGGAGUCCAGCGUCGCUUCUAGCUCACCAGAUGUCCGCACAAGUAGGCUGCGAUCAUUCUUUCGAGGGACACCCAGCGCCGCAAAUGUCGAUUCGACAGUCGAGCAAAGCUCCACGUUGCCCAAGACCGCGAGGGACAGUGCGAGCGAAGCUGGUCUACCCGAGGAAGCGACCUCGGCAGCUUUUGGCAACGGCAGCGCAACGCACUCGAGCUCAACGCCUCCGCCUGGCGCUUCACAUAGCGACGCGGUGAUCUUGAACUCGGACAUUGACCAUGCAAAUCCAUCAGCCAGCUUCUCUUCACCAUCAAAAAAGCGCCAGGCGUUCCGCUGGAGCACCUCGGCGAAGCGAUCCGUCGAAGAGUCGUCUGACGGUCAGUGA